Molecule: messenger RNA, 2838 nt
Organism: Naegleria fowleri
Lineage: Eukaryota; Heterolobosea; Eutetramitea; Acrasida; Naegleriidae
Exons: 1
Coding region: 1-2838 (945 amino acids)
Source: RefSeq, a predicted model, not a curated record
AUGAUGAAUCAGGACCAUUUACAAAUCGAUCGUAAUUGCCAUACGGAAGCUCUAAUUGAUCUUUCAAUCAAUAACAACCAAUCCAACUACAGACCGUUGGAAACAACGGAAAAUUGUGCUGAAAACUCUUUUCGAGAGUGUUUUGAUCAACAUCAACCAUUGAAGAAGAAUUCUUCUGUUGCUGAAAUUGUCUCACACAGUGUCCAUCCAUUGGUUUCAGAGUGGAGAAGUGGAUGGACCCUCUUGACAAAGCACAAGCUCAAUUCAAACACUCAUGAUUCGGACAUUAGAAAUGAAACACUACUCACGGAAGAGUUUAUGAAAUUCAGAAAAACGAAAGGAACCUCUCUCUCCGAAAAUGUAUUUAAAUUACUCCACUAUUUUAAUGUGGAACGAUGUGUGGAAUUGCAAAAUAAUUAUUUAUUGCCUUCAAGGCGAGAAGGUCAAAAUGGUGAUGAUGGCUUUGAUCGUCCAAACUUCAUGUUCGAUUUAUCCACUGAUUAUUUAAAUUGGAAUUGUGCAAUUUUCAAAUUGACGCACUCGGUGAAAGAUCUUGCGGAUGGAAGCAAUGAGUUCUUUAGUGUGGCCACUGAAUAUAUUCAACCCAUUGCAAUGAUUGUUCAUGAAAAUUGCUUUGAAUUGUCACAAGAAAUGCUAAACAGUGAGUGUGAAAAGAAUCGAGAAAUUCGAGAAGGCAUUCAACAAUUUAGAGAACAACAACAACAACGAAAAAACCAAUCCGAGCUCAACACCCAACAACAAGAUGUAUCAUCCAAUCAUCAUCAUCAUGCUCAGCAACGACAUGUUCAACAGCAAAAUGACAGAAUUGGAUUAAAAAGAUGGAACCAGUCAACAUUCUUUGAACGAUUUAAGGAUGAUUAUGCCAAUUUCAUGUGUGUUGGAUAUCCAAAAGAGAUUGUUUACAAAAUUCUUAAAAUGGUGCUCGAAGAACACUUUUCUGGAAAUUCAUUGGUUGCUUUUUCAUUACUCAUUCCUCUUCUGGAGAGAGGUCUGCAAGACUCUAUAUACAUUGACUUGCUUUACAAAAACGACAAGCAAAGAAUUCAACAAUUUGAGGACUAUCAAAAAUUACCAAAAUUUAGUGAAUUAUUGGUCAUGCAAGAAUUGAAGGACAUUUAUGGGGAGAAUGUCGCACUCUUGCUGAGAUGCUUGGUUGGACCUUUGAAUUCGAUCAAUUUGAGAAAUGUUGCUCUCCAUGGAUUCAUUUCUCCUCGAGAAUUUCAAGAUUGUUAUUUGAGUUUAAUUUUACUAAUUAUUCCUUCUAUUGCAGAAAAAUCCUUGAAACAUGUGGAGAAUACGAUUGGAUUGAAUCAAGCCUCUCUGAAACGACCAAUCAUUGAUUUGAAACAUUGCAAACCUUUACAAAAUAUUUUCCAAGUGAACCAGAUACAGGAAGACAGUUUUAUUACCACCGCCUACCAAGUGGAUCGUGAAGAGCUUUUUCAAUUAUUGGAAAAUUCAUUAUUUGUAGUGGAUGAAUGGAUACCUCUUUGGAAAAAGGCAUUCAGGGAGUAUUUUGAAAAUCAGAAUUAUUACAAAACAAUUUCCAUCCUUUUUCCAUUAUUUGAACACUCGAUAAGACGAAUUUUCGUGUGUGUGAACAAGUGUGAAAAUAGAUUAUUAACUGCUGAAAAGAAUAGUUUGUAUACCACUCUCGAUAUUCUGUUUACCACAAAACCCAUCCCUUCCUAUGGAAUUGAGAGGAAUGCAAUUUUUGACAUUAUUGACAACAAAUUAUUGAAUCCAAUUUUCGAUUUACUGAUAUGGGUGGAAAGUCCACGAAUUCGAGAUUUGAUCUCACACGGAAAUAUUCAUAUCGAUACCAUUCCUCAUGCAUUGAUGGAUGAAAUUAUCAAACUCAUGCUCGCUCUUUUAGCAGCCUUCGAUCUAAGACAAUGUAACGAUAACUAUUAUUCCACACAUCUUCCAGAAUUUAUUCAACGUGCUGUAAAUUAUUUUGAUCAUGUAUACGACUCUCCUUUUCAUUGCAAGAAUAUUUUGGAUCGUCAAUUGAGACGAACCUUUGAAUGUUUAGAACAAAUGGAAGAAAUUAAAUCAUUGAUUAAGGAUCAAGUGAUUCAUUCACCAUUAUUUGAACAAGUUCGACAGGAGAUGACUUGCAACGAUCCACAACAUGAACUCUUAUUGCAUUUGAUAGAAGUGAUGAAUAUUGAACUUGAUGCUCUUAUUACCUUUACACAAGAGUAUUACAAUCUUUCUCAUAUUGACGAAAAUGGUUGUAUGGGAUACAUGAGAAAACAAUACCUCAUUCCAACCACUCAUCCAGUCACUCUCUCCGAUAAAGAGGUGAAAAAGAUCAAUCAAUUACGAAGUAUUGCCAUUUCACUCGAAGGAAUGAUUCAAAAAAGUAUGGACAUGAUGAAUGAACUCCUUCCACUCGUUUCCAAUUCCAACAGUAGCAAUAUGGACAGUCAUACGAAAAAGAAACCUCUCAAAUCCAAAGAAAAAACAUCUCUCAGUUUAAUACCAUCUGCUUUUGAGACAUUUCAACGAUAUGCCAAAUUAUGUUCAUUCCUCAUCUAUGCUCAGUAUGAUCACACCACAGACACACAAGAUACUUCCGUGUCGAGAGUUUUGGAACGUGUGGUGGGAGGAACGGCCACUGCAAUCAAAUCUGGGAAGGUCGUUCGUGGUGUAGAGCUUAUUUCAUGUCUUUUGGGCUCACAGGUGGAACAGUUGUUGCAACAUUCAUCCUCUUCCUCUAGUAUGGGUGGAUAUCGACUGACAGGAACUUCGAAAGGAGAAUUUGAACGGUAUCAAGUCGAUCUUCGAGAGUUGGUCAAAUUGGUGCAUUAA